UCAUUUUGAGUUGCAGACGUUCAAAGAUGGGCCGCUCAAGAUCACGCUCACCACGUCGCGAACGUCGCGACCGCAGCGAGGAGCGGAAGAAGAAGGACAAGAAGCGACGGCGUCGCGAUGGAUCAAGCGAUACAUCAGAAUCACAUAAGCUAGGAAGUAUCCUUCGUGAACGUUCACGUCGAAGCAGAAGUGGUAGUAAAGAUAGGGAUUCCCACAGAGAUAGAGAUCGAGAUAGGGACCGCGAUAGGCGGAAGGUCCCGGUCCCGUCAGAAAUUGAACGAGAGCUGUCCGGCACUUUCGAUAUCUCUAGCAUAUCAACGGAGGCACGAGAAUGGCUAGAAGAAAGAAUCGCUGAACAGGUGCUUGAGCGGGUAAAGAAAUUAGAAGAAGCAAUGACCGAAAGUCAAAAGAAGACGAGAGCUGAAGUGGAGGCUCGCCUCAGAGCACAGAUCCUCGGCGAAAUGGAAGAAGAGAUGUCUUCCAUACGAAAGCGAGAAGAAGCAUCGAAAGCAAAAUGUGCCGCCCUCGAGAAAGAACUGGAAGAGAAAGUUCGAAAAGCUGAUGAGAGCGAAAAAAGGUUCAACGAGGAGCGGCUUGCGAUGCUGGCAGAACGAAGUGCUCUCGAACGUGAACGGCAGGAGGUGCAGAAGGAAAAACAAGAACUGCUAAAGAAUGAACAACUUGCCAUUAUCAAUAAAGGUGGAGCUGUUAGACCGCCUAUUAAGUUCUCAUUUGGUAAAUCGUAAUAUUGAUGUUUUAUAUCAGAUUAAAUUAUCAUUAGAUUCACGUUGUUAUUGUUGUUGAAUGAUAAUGAUGAAUCUUGUAUGUACAGUCAUUGUCGCUUGUGUAGUGGUUAAAGUUUUCUUCCAUC
Molecule: messenger RNA, 871 nt
Organism: Cylicocyclus nassatus
Lineage: Eukaryota; Metazoa; Nematoda; Chromadorea; Rhabditida; Strongylidae
Source: the annotation of a GenBank genome assembly